Molecule: messenger RNA, 2544 nt
Organism: Fundulus heteroclitus (mummichog)
Lineage: Eukaryota; Metazoa; Chordata; Actinopteri; Cyprinodontiformes; Fundulidae
Gene: scamp2
Product: secretory carrier membrane protein 2
Exons: 9
Coding region: 126-1115 (329 amino acids)
Biological process (GO): protein transport
Cellular component (GO): trans-Golgi network membrane; recycling endosome membrane
Source: RefSeq, a predicted model, not a curated record
UCAGUGCGCCUGCGCCCUCCAGUUCAUUCGAGGAAGUGGGUGGACAGGCAGGCUCAGAAGCGACAGAGAAGAGUUUGUUGUUGACUUUUUUUUCCAGAGGAUAAACGCCUCGCCGUUCUUUCAAAAUGUCGGACUUUGAUAACAACCCGUUCGCAGAGCCCAGCAGCAUCAACCCCUUCAAUGAUCCCUCCGUCACUCAGGUGACCAACUCCAACAUCGAACCAGUUGAAAACUACAACCCUUUUCCCCAGUCCAGCGAUUUCGCAGCCACUCACACCACGCCCGCCUCCACCUCCGUCUACCAGCCGGCCGUGUUGCAGCCGUCUACAGAACCCAGUCCACAGGCGUCUGCUGCUGCAGCUCAGGCCAACCUGCUGAGGCAGCAGGAGGAGCUGGAGAGGAAGGCUGCCGAACUGGACCGCAGGGAGCAGGAGCUGCAGGGCCGGGGCCCCACAGGUAAAGAAAACAACUGGCCUCCGCUUCCCAAGUUCUUCCCCAUCAAACCGUGUUUCUAUCAGGACUUCUCAGGGGAAAUUCCCGUAGAGUACCAGAGAGUCUGCAAAAUGAUGUACUACCUCUGGAUGUUCAACUGUAUGGUUCUGUUCCUCAACCUGCUGGCCUGCCUGGCUUACAUGAUCAAAGCAUCGGAACAUGGCAUAGACUUCGGCCUCUCCAUCCUCUGGUUCAUCCUCUUCAGUCCCUGCUCCUUCCUCUGCUGGUACCGGCCAGUCUACAAUGCCUUUAAGAGCGACAGCUCUGUCAACUUCUUCUUCUUCUUCUUCGUGUUUUUCUGCCAUGUGGUAAUCGUCAUCAUCCAGGCUGUGGGCAUCCCCAACUGGGGCAACAGCGGUUGGAUUUCUGCCAUCAUGGGGUUGCGUUCAGACAAGGCGGUGGGAUGCAUCAUGAUCAUCGUGGCCAGCCUCUUCACCGUUUGUGCCGUGAUGUCCGUCAUCUUGCUGAAGAUGGUCCACGGCCUGUACCGCCGCACUGGGGCCAGCUUCCAGAAAGCCCAGCAGGAGUUCUCCCAGGGCGUGGUCACCAGUAAGGGCUUCCAGACAGCAGCUUCUGGAGCAGCCUCUGCCGCUGCCCAGCGAACCUUCCAGGGGAGCAACUAAAGGCGGACUGAGCUAAAAGAAGCUCAUCAGUGCAUGUUGGACCCCCCCCCCCCCCCUCCAUUGUACAUCCUGGUUUGCACCUCCAGAGCGCCUGCAGCUGAGCGUCGACGUCCAGUUCUGUGCGGUAAAAGCAGCCAAGGGGGAAAGUCACACGUCAAGUACAAACUGGGGUGGAAGACGCAAAUGAAGAUUCCUGAUGUCCGUAUCAGCAUGCCUCUGCUUUGUGUAUGUUGUUUCAAUGCCUCUCUGACAAUGCUCUUAAAUGUAUGUGUGACAGGCCCGCUCAGUGUGGGUGCACCAAGAUUGCUUCUCUGCUCUGCAGGUGGACCCUCAACAUAAAUGUUUGUCAUUGAUUGACUUGUUUUCUGUCUCAGAAGCAUUUUAUUCUGGGGCAAUCGUUCCAGUUUGGUAAAAAAAAAUAAUAAUCUGCAGAAGUUGGGGGAAAAUAAGUCCUCUUUGUUUUAUUUGCUUGAAUCUGGACAUCAGCGUAGAGUUUGGUUUUAAAUCUCUACAUUGAAAAGAUAUUGAUGAAACACGCUCUACUCUGCGGUGGUUUUGUCACAUCUGCAGAGGAAAGCACUACUUAACAUUUCACACUUGUAGAAAGCAGAAUUGACAGGUCCUCAGUAUAGUUUCAGAAACUCUAAUGUGAUUGUUUUUGUCUUGGGUCAUAAGUGUGAUAAUUUUGUAUGCAUCAUUUCAAUGCUUUUUGAAAGAGCUUUUACUGGAAUAUCAUCUAUCAGAAAUUGCCAUUUACACUGACAGGUGCUCAUGCAGUCUGUCCGGAGCCAUUCUUUAAAAAGCAGCCAGUCUGAUCUAGAUUCCUUUGAUUUGUGUCUUUAACUCUGUUGCUGUUAGUGGGACUGCUUAAAAGCGACAAAACGAAUGAGAAAGUAUCUCAGAAUUUCGUAGAAUUUGAAGCAUUUCAACAAUUUGUAGCAAUCACAGUUCCCUGGUGCCUUUUUGUAUUUGGCCAGUUUUCACCAUAAUUUCAUUACCAACCUUUGUUUCUGAACAGAGCCGGUGUCUAACCCAGUAUUCUGCUAAGACACUGCGUUGUCAUUUUAUCUCCGAACGCGCUUUUUUUAAAACUUGCCUUGUGGUCACAGAGACAUAAAUUAUUCCCACACCGCCAGACAUUUCUCUAAUCUCCUAUAUUACAAAGCCUAUGUGUGUGUUAUUUAAUGUAGUGUUUCAAAACUUCAGCCGAGAUGUAACUUUUGUAAGUAUUUUUUCUAAACAGUCCGCAGAUGAUUUCUAAUGUUCUUUCACCAAAUAUGUAGCUGAUAGAAAAUUUGAUGAUGAAUUUGUUUAGUUUGACCUGGAUGGAUCAUUCUGGGGUUAAAAAAAAGAAAGAAAAAAAAGACAACCUGGUGCCUUUUGUGUUUCACCAAUGGAUAUUGUAUCUAAUAAAAAUGCUUUGCUCUCA